ACCUCCUAAGAAAAUUCUGAAAAAAAAUUGCUUAGUUGCUUUUGUUUAGAAGAAAAUUAUAUUAAAAAGGUUGCUGGCUUAGCUAUUCCUUCCUUUCUCCCAAUCUUUGUUUCCAUGUCUGUCUGAAUUCUGAUCUCUUCUUCUCUCUGCCUGCAGACACAAGCAGGUGACUCCUCCAUCCUCCCAAAGCAAAGCACCCAUGUAUCCCGCUGCUGCCGCUGCUACCUACAAGUGCACCCUGCAGAAGCUGCUUCUCCUUCUCCUUCUGAUCUGAGGAGCUGCAGCUGCUGCUCCAGCAGCAGAGGCUGCAGUGCAAUCCGCUGCCAAAUUCCUCUUCUUCUCCUUCCUACUAGCUUUUCUCUUCUUCUUCUUCUUCUUCUUGGAAAGCUGGAACUUGGAGCUGCUUAAGCUUACACCUGCUGAUUCAUCUCCAGCUGCUGCUGCUGCUGAUUCAGUAUUAUUAUGUGUGGAGAUGUACAGUAGAUGAGGAGGAAGGAAGUAGCUACUGGAUAGCUAGCUGAGCUGAGCUAAGCUGAGCUAAGCUUCUUGGCUAGGUAGGUAGCUAGAGGUGAGGUGAGGUGGGGGAAGAGGGGAUUGGACAUGGAGGAUCUGUACAGCAUCCACCCGGGAAUCUCCCGCGGCGGCGGUGGGGGAGGAGGAGGUGCGGCCAGCGAGGCGUCCGGGGUCGCCGGAGGGGGGAGCUCGCCGCCGCAUCCCCCACCGCCGGCGACGACGGCGGCGGCGGCGGAUCUGACGGAGCUGAUGAAGGCGCAGAUCGCCGGCCACCCGAGCUACCCUUCCCUCCUCUCCGCCUACAUCGAAUGCCGCAAGGUUGGUGCGCCGCCGGAGGUGACCACGCUGCUGGAGGAGAUCGGCCGGGAGGGGCGCGGCGGCGGCGGCGGCGCGACAGCCGGCGGGGAAAUUGGCCUCGAUCCGGAGCUCGACGAGUUCAUGGAGACGUACUGCCGGGUGCUGGAGCGGUACAAGGAAGAACUCACACGGCCGUUCGACGAGGCGGCCUCCUUCCUCACCGGCAUCCACACCCAGCUCGCCUCCCUCUGUGGCGGCGCGCCGCCGCCCACCGACAACUCCGAUGAAAUGGUGGGGUCUUCAGAGGAUGAGCCGUGCUCAGGAGACGCCGAUGCAGCAGAUUUUGGGCAAGAACACAGCUCCCGCUUGGCUGACCAUGAGCUCAAAGAGAUGUUGCUCAAGAAGUACAGUGGCUGCCUCAGCCGCCUCCGGUCCGAGUUCUUGAAGAAGAGGAAGAAAGGGAAACUACCGAAAGACGCGCGAUCGGCACUUAUGGACUGGUGGAACACACAUUACCGUUGGCCUUACCCCACGGAAGAGGAUAAGGUGAGGCUGGCCGCGAUGACUGGCCUCGACCCGAAGCAGAUCAACAACUGGUUCAUCAACCAGAGGAAGAGGCACUGGAAGCCAUCGGAGGACAUGCGGUUCGCGCUCAUGGAGGGGGUCACCGGAGGAUCCUCCUCCGGGACGACACUGUACUUCGACACCGGCACAAUUGGUCCAUGAUCAGAUUGCACUCCAAAUUAAAUGUAGCACCUUGCAACAGACAUUGGCAGGUAUUACCUGCUGCUACACCCUCUGUGAGGAGCAAGGGAUGAUCAUAUAUUAAAAGGAAAAAAAGAUGAAAUCAAUCAAUAACCUCAUCAUUUUGUCGAAAUUAUUGUGUAUAUGGUGUUGUAAGAGGGAGUUGGGAUGACCUGUAAAAACUUGCCUGCAUUCAGCUACCAUAACAUUAAUUAAUUGUUUGUAUCCCUGACAACUGCAUCCCCAGUUAAAACCAUUUUAGACAGGAAAGAGUGAACUAUGAGUAAUAGUAACAUGUAGCAAUAAUAAAGAUACUUAUUUUUUCCCUUGCA
Molecule: messenger RNA, 1886 nt
Organism: Oryza sativa Japonica Group (Japanese rice)
Lineage: Eukaryota; Viridiplantae; Streptophyta; Magnoliopsida; Poales; Poaceae
Source: RefSeq, a predicted model, not a curated record